Molecule: messenger RNA, 1449 nt
Organism: Heterobasidion irregulare TC 32-1
Lineage: Eukaryota; Fungi; Basidiomycota; Agaricomycetes; Russulales; Bondarzewiaceae
Product: peroxisomal biogenesis factor 2 Pex2
Exons: 5
Coding region: 7-1389 (460 amino acids)
Biological process (GO): protein import into peroxisome matrix
Cellular component (GO): peroxisomal membrane
Molecular function (GO): zinc ion binding
Source: RefSeq, a predicted model, not a curated record
GUCUUUAUGAGCCAUCGAACUCCAUGGCAGCAAGCAUGGGACCAAGCCCAGCCUCGUCUGUCGUCCUUGAGAGAUUCGCUUCCGUCCAGUGCGAUUCCUCCACGAAUUCUACGCGUGGGUCAGCUGGACGCAGAACUUCUUGACCAGGAGCUAGUCCACAUACUGCUGGAACCAGUCAAUAAGGCUUUAGCUCUGAUUCACACAACGCUCAGAUCCCGCUUUGAGCCCGAGUUGUCUCUUCUUAUUCAACUCACACUUUACAAGCUCUCGGUAUGGAAUACUGGAGCGUCAUAUGGUGCUAAACUACAGGACCUCACAUACAGAGCACCUCGGUCAACCUCUUAUUCCCUGACAUCAUCUGGCCUUCCUCGUAGGAUCCUCUUCGUCCACGGCACUCUCACUAUCCUUGUGCCUUAUUUGCAUACUCGUAUCCGUGGACAUGCCCUCUCUCGGGCGUGGCCAGAUGCCCCCAGCUCUGAUAAGAGGAGGAAGGCAUGGGAGGUCCUGACAAAACUGGAGACCACACAUGCAAUUUUGGCGCUUUCGAGCUUUCUCGCAUUUCUGUGGGACGGAAAAUACCGAACUAUUGUCGAUCGGCUGCUAGGCAUGCGCCUUGUCCCUGCACGACGUCUUGUCAAAAGAGACGUCAGUUAUGAGUUUAUGAACCGUCAGAUGGUCUGGCAUGCUUUCACUGAAUUCCUGAUCUUCUUACUUCCAAUACUCCCUCAUCGAGCACUUCGCCGUGCUCUCAAUACCACACUCACCGCUAUCGCUCAUCCCUUGACCACCUUGCCAAAUGUAUUACCUAAGAGAGCUACCGCCUUGCUUGGGUUGGCAACUGUUCCCGAUGUCGACCCAAGUCAUCGGUCCUCCCCAAAGCGCGGCAAAUACUGGAACCUCCCCGAGAGCGAGUGUGCUGUCUGCACCGAGAAUGCCGCCUUAAAUCUGGACCUUGCGGACCCCGCAAAUGCGAUCGCGCAAGUUGGCGCUUUUGCAUCCGCAUCACACUCCACAUAUACGCCCGCCACCUCUUCUGCACCAGAAGGUGUCCAAGAGCCCUCAACACACCCACUGAAUACUCCGUAUCGAGCGUCUUGUGGGCAUACAUAUUGCUACGUUUGCAUCGCUGACAGGAUGGUCUAUGCGGCAGAUGAGGGCAGAGGACCAUGGGAAUGUCUUCGGUGCGCUGAGCCAGUACAAGGAGCAGAACGUUUGCAAAUAGGAGAUAACGCUGGAUACUCGACAAGUGGAGAGGAGGGCGAGGGCAGUGUUGAGGAAUAUGGGAGUGAUUAUUUCGACGAAUUAGGGAGUAGUGUGAGUGGCGUUAGCGGGAUGGGGACGAGCAUUGGAAGUCGCAGUUGGGUCAGUGGGAGCGACGACUCGGACUAAGACAUGAUGUUCUCUGACGAUAAAUACCGUUCAACUUGAAGCUUGACAUCUGGCCACGUU